UUGCAGGCGUGAUUCUCUUGCAGUUUGAAUAAAAAGGACUUGUUUACACAGCUAUCUGGCUUGACAACAAAGGCCGGAGUAGGGGGAUGUCGCUGUAUCGGGCUGCUUUUUAUAGAUAGCCCAAGUCUGCCCUCUGUUCACGUGGUUCAGGGAAUACAACAAAGGCUGCAGGUGUAUUUUUGCUGCGCCGUAUACACCGUGCACUAAAGAAGCAGAGGUUUAUUGAGUGUAUGGUGCAGUAGGCAGUAGGAAGGCGGCGUGCAGGGAGGACUGACCGGGACACAAAGAACAGCCAGUUGUUUGUUUGUUUAGGGAGGAAUCCAAGCUGGAGUUGUGAGAAAUGGAAGACAGACACGUAGUGGAAUGCAAAUAAGAAGUGGAACAAGUGCAGUGAAGUUACAGAACAUUUUUGAGUGAAUUGAGGCCCUGAAGAGCUGCAAUAUUGACAAUACUGCAGUAUUAUCUCAUGGUGACUUGGGUGUGUGUGCGUAGCCCUUUGCUAGAGGAGGCUUUCCUUGGGACUGUGAGGCAGCAGAGCAUGGCAGCAUAUGCUGACAAGUAGCACAGACUGAGGUAAAGGCAGGCAGUGCGGCAGCCACAGAUUUCCUCUACUGUGCCCUGAGUGACGUCAAGAUGGGAGGAGCUGUCAGCACUGGAGUGGACAACGAUGACCUUGUGGAUAACCUCAAGGCUGCUAACUACAUUGUUACCCCCCUCUUGGAGCGAGUCUUCCGUGCCGUGGACCGCGGGGAUUACUUCACGGCAGAGAACAGGGAACAAGCCUACCGCGACAAUGCAUGGAAGAAGGGAAACCUGCACCUGUCUGCUCCAUGUAUAUAUGCAAAGGUGAUGGAAGGUCUUCAGCUUGCCCCAGGCCACUCCUUCCUGAACCUGGGCUCUGGUACCGGCUACUUGUCCACCAUGGCUGGUCUCAUUGUUGGUCCCACUGGGGUGAAUCAUGGGGUGGAGCUUCAUGCUGAUGUGCUCAAGUACAGCUUGGAGAGGCUAGAGAAUUUCAAGAAGAAUUCACCUGCCAUCGAUGCUUUCAACUUCUGUGAACCACAGUUUGUUCAAGGCAACUGCUCAUGUUUGCCUCCAGAUGUUCGCUUGUACGACCGUGUGUACUGUGGCGCCUCAUGUCCGGAGAGUAGAGAGGAGUAUAUGAAAUCCCUCAUCAAGCCUGGAGGUGUGCUGGUUAUGCCCAUCAAUGACCAGCUGGUGAAGAUGACCCGUAGUGGACCCGACACCUGGGAUAUCGUGUCCCUUCUCCCCGUCUCUUUCUCCUCCUUAGUCAUGCCGGACCCUAACCAUCCCCCGGCCACUGUCAUCCUACCCUCCGUCAACUUGUUCUCAGACCUGCAGAAUCUUUGCCGCCAGCAGAUCCGUGCCAUACUGCGUGCUAAUAUAGACAUCGAGCGGCCGGAUCUCUCCACUGCUGCCAACAAGCCUGUUGCCAAGCAUCCCAGACCCCGUGACCGCAGGCGUGUGUGUGUUGGCCCCUACGUCACCAUACCAUUCUAUGAGGCAGAUGAUGAUGAGGAUUCCCGCAUGCUUUCUGAUGACGACGAUGGGGAUGACCUUCACUUUGAGCAGAGGCACACAGCCCACCAGAUCUCUACUUUCAUCGAGCUCGCACGGGAGUUGGCUGGGCAGGGGAGGCGGGAGAGAGAGGACAGGAGGAAUCAGGAUGAGGAAGAAGAAGGGAGUAAUGAUGAGGAACUAGAGGAAGAGAAUGAGGAUGAAGAUGAUGAAGAGGAAGCCAGUAAUUCAAAGACUAAGAAGAUUUGCAGUAGUUCACACUCAGAGGAUGUCCAGGAAGCCCAAAAGGAAGCAGAAUCAAAUAAUGAGAACACUGAUGGGGAUGAAGAUGUGGAGAUGCCAACUCGGAGCUCCUUCCUCAAGAGUAUGAAGACUGUUGUCCAUGCUUCUGCUGCUGCUGCUGCUGCCACCUCCGCUGCCACCUCCUCCUCCUCCUCCUCCUCCACUUCCUCCUCUGCUGUUGUUGUGCACUCGGCCCCCAUCCCAGUCCUGACCCCAACACCUGCCACGCCAUCCAAGGCCAGUAAGAAACGCGAAAAAUUUGAUAGUGGAGUUGGUGACGAGAUAGAGAAUGGAAAAGGACCCAGCUCAGAGGAAUCCGACUUUGGAGACGAACGUGACAUGGACAUAGAUGACUCCUCUGACUCGGCCUAUUCUGACAACUCUGCCCCGCGUCUCAUGAACUACUUGCUGGAUCCAGAUGACCCGAACUGCCCCUGUGGCGGCAACUGUGGUGAAUCCUUUAAGGAGAAGAAGGUUGCCAAACAAAAGAAAGGAGAUGAAGAUGAAGAGGAAGGUGAAGAGGCAGAGGGGAAUGAGGAGGAUGGGGAGAGUAAGGAAGAGGGGGCCACCUGUAAGAAAGCUUCUGCUACAGAAAUAUACUCUACUUACAUGAAGGAGAAGAUCAAACUGCUUCCACUCCCUCUGGCCCUUAAGCUGUACCUGAACUACAAUCGAGAGUUAUAAGUGUGGUGGGGGGGCCAGUGCUGGCACCCCACACCCCCCCCUGUGCCCAAGUCCCCAACAUUCUGUGUUAACUGGGAACUGUGUCAUAAUAAGAUGGCAGCAGGUGAGAGGCUGAUGCAUGCUUUAUGAACAAGAUUACUCAUCAGUGGUCCUAUAAAGUGUACAAACUCACAAAACUGUUAUUCCUGCCACUGAACAUGUCCUACUCGCAUGACCGUUCCACACACCACACGCUACAAGAGGCACACACCAGCCUUGGGGAUGCUCACACACCACACACUGCAAGCAUACUCAAGAUGGAAAUAAUAAAAUGAAGAGUGACAAGGGUAUGGACUAGUGUCUUUCCAUUUGUCAAGUUGCUCGCUGGCAUGUUUGGCCGUUUGCAUUCCGCACAGAUGCAGGUGACUGAGCACAUGUUCGUGAAGCAGCAGUUAGUGUAUAAAGAUAUAUAUAAAUGAAUAUAUAUAUAAAUAUAUAUUAUAAUAUAGAUGGUUGCAGUGUUAUAUAGGAGUUUGGCAGAUUUAUAUUGACAGAAAUGUCUUAUUUAUUGAAUCUGUAGUCAUGCCAAGUGUUAUCGUAACACUGGAACACAGUACACAGUGUAUGGCCGUGUUGUGAAUCCAUGCUAGCUGGAAAUGUACCUAACUUAUUGUAUAUGAUAUGUGUAUGGCAAUUUUUGUUCACAAUUUUCUUUAUCUAUAUACAGUUAUACAAUUUUGCAUCUAUAUUUCUUAGUCUGGGCUUUUAUAUGAUAAGAAGCCUGACUGAUUGAGGAAGUAAAUGUAUUGGUUGGCCAGAGGGUGAGUGGAGACUGAAGCAGCAGAUGGGAGGUGACAGUGGAGUGAAGGUGCUGGAUCUUGUGGUGAUGUGCAAAGAAUGGAGAUUAUAUGGAAGUCAGUUGGAGGUGCAGGAAUUUGUGAUGAUGUGGUAGAGAAUUGGAGACUAAGGGAACUUGUGAUGAUGUGGUAGAGAAUUGAAGACUAAGGGAAUUUGUGAUGGUAUAGAGGAAAUGUGUUGAAGUAGAGGUUUUCUGAUGAUGUGGGAGAAAAAUGGGGACUAGAUGAUUUUUUGGUGAUGUGGAAGGUGAGUGGAAAUUGAGAGAUGUUACGAUGUUAGAGUCAUUUACUCAAAGAGUAUCUUUGCAAUAUAACAGGAUGGCAUUAUCUGUCAAGUUCAACACUAUAUUUGUAUGUAAUGAUAAACUUGUAGGUGUAAGAGCAAAUAGUUACUUCAGGACCAAAGCUUUGCAGAGACAUGGAAAAAAAAAGAAAAAUUAAAAAAGAAAAAUAUUCCUGUGAGUUGACUGUUAUUGAUAUGUCACAGUGUUGAUACCAAGUGAAUAUUGCCACAUGAGUUAUUUCAAUACUGUAUUGUUAACAGAUACUUUUUGGUACAAUUAAUUGAUUUGUUUGCAUUUUGAGAUAGAUAUACAGUAUUGGAAUUUUCAUUUGCUGUGAAAGAAAAAUAUUUAUCUCCAUAUUUUGCCAAUGCUGGAAGCUUAGCUUUGAUCCAUAAUGAAUUAAUAAAUUUUACAAAGUC
Portunus trituberculatus (swimming crab) is the source of this 4044-nucleotide messenger RNA. Its product is annotated as protein-L-isoaspartate O-methyltransferase domain-containing protein 1-like. Lineage: Eukaryota; Metazoa; Arthropoda; Malacostraca; Decapoda; Portunidae. The transcript has 7 exons. Gene Ontology annotation, biological process: protein modification process. Gene Ontology annotation, molecular function: protein-L-isoaspartate (D-aspartate) O-methyltransferase activity. The record is from RefSeq and is a predicted model, not a curated record. Gene Ontology annotation, cellular component: cytoplasm. Bases 634 to 2505 code for a protein of 623 amino acids.